ACACGUAGUCACGGCCGACUUCUUAGAACAAAACGUGAAUCGGCAACUUCCCGGGAUUUUUUUUCUUGUUUUUGAUUGGCCAGAAAAAUAAUUUAAUUUCUUGUGGUCCAAUCAAAGGAGGAAACCCCUCGAGUGCACAUUCCCACGUGUUUUCAUCACUCAACAAUUCCUUUACAAAUGACGGAGCUCCGCAAAUUUGGUAGUGUGUUUGGGUCUCUGGCGAGGAACAGAUCUCUAGUUGCAACCAUGGCACAUGAGGAAACUGCAAUAAAGGAUGAAAGCAACUCUAUCUUCACUCGCAUCAAUGCUUUGCUGGAUUCAGCACUGGACCCGAGUCAUGCGGGCCGCGGUCUAUUCACUCCUCCUCAAACGUCGCAUAGUCAACAAUCGUUCAACAACUACAGUCCUUAUUACCAGCUUACGCCACCGAACUCCCGUUCUUCAAGCCCCUUGAGCUUCGAUGAGAAAUAUCACGAGCAUUACCUGGCCAAUAUGGCAACAAGCAUGGGCGGAUCUAUGCCGACACCCCCUGGGAGCCUGCCUGCCUCGCCCCUAGCCUAUCCAUCUCCUAGUGCUUAUGGCGCCUUCCCGUUCUCUCCCAUGACACCUGAGAGUGACACCAGCCCAGUUCGACCAUCUUAUAGCGGUGUGGUUUCCUCCAAGAUGAACUCUGCUAGGCAGCAGUUGUUCCAAAACCCACCAUCUCAAAUGCAGCAGGAAUUUCUUGCAGGUGGAAACUUGCUAACUGACCCCCGGUGGGGUAGUAGUCAGAUGGCUGGCUUGUUGAGCGAUCUUUAUGGCCAAGAGUGGUUACAUAGGCAAGCCCUAAUGCAAUCACCAGAAUACCUGAGAGCCAGAAUCAAGAAAUGGUCUGGACAGUUGCCAAGGCGAAACUACAAGAGCCCAAGCUACUCAUCCAAGGUGUUUCUGGGAGGAGUUCCAUGGGAUAUCACAGAAGCAUCUCUGAUCUUGUCCUUCAAGCCAUUCGGUGGUGUAACUGUGGAGUGGCCGGGCAAAGCUGACGGCAGACAUCUUCACCACCCACCCAAAGGGUAUGUGUAUCUGAUCUUUGACUGUGAAAAGUCUGUCAAGGCUCUGUUGGGCUCCUGCACUCAUGACUUCACAAAUGGUGGAGACUGGUACUUCAAGAUAUCCAGCCAACGCAUGAGGUGUAAAGAGGUGCAGGUCAUACCAUGGGUUCUAUCCGAUACUAACUAUGUGCGAGGGCCUCAUCAGCGGCUAGACACUAGCUGGACUGUGUUUGUUGGUGGCUUGCAUGGCAUGCUAAAUGCUGAGGGGCUUGCUUACAUCAUGAAUGAGCUAUUUGGUGGUGUGGUAUAUGCUGGGAUUGAUACGGACAAACACAGGUAUCCCAUUGGUUCUGGUCGAGUGACCUUUGAUAAUCACAAGAGUUUUAUGAAUGCUGUUAGAGCUGGCUUCAUUGAGAUUGAAACGCCCAAGUUUACAAAAAAAGUGCAGGUGGACCCGUACCUGGAGGACUCACUCUGCGAGACGUGCCACUCUACCCCUGGCCCCUUCUUCUGCCGAGAGGAGAGCUGCUUCCGCUACUACUGUCACUCCUGUUGGCUCUGGCAUCACUCGAUUGAGGGGUUCCGUGAUCACCGCCCCCUCACAAGGACGAGCAAGUCGAGCACCAGCUCACCCAUGUAAAAUGCUGAUGUCCCUACAAGUAUGAUAGCCUUUGGCUCAAGUACAGUGGUGUAGUUUUUGGUUUUGCAGAUGGUGUGCUUUUAAGUGUCGCCUCGUGUGUGGAAUUGGACAUUUGAGGAAAAUCCUUGAGUGCAAUAUUAUUUGGUGGUUUUGUAUUGUAAUUGGGAGCACCUGUGUAUCUCCCUUAGCGUGUGGCUGUACAAGGCCAUUUUUUUCUAACCUUCUUAAUAAUUUUGACAAGUUAUUAUUCUCUGUUUUUGUUUGGUGGUAUGCCUAACUUUCAUUUUGAAAAUUAUGUCAAUUGGUGUUUUAGAUGACUGCUUUAUAGCACAAGCAGUCACACUAUUAAACAGUUGUUUCAAUCUCGUAUAUAUAUAUUGCUACUAUGAUAUCAGGUAUAGAUACAAAGGUAGCAAAACCAGCUCUUAAAAAAGAAAAAAAAAGAGUUUUUUAAUGUUUAAAUCUUGUAAUCUUAGAAGGCCAGAGAUUGUUUGGAAUCAACCACGGAAUAUAUUUUACAUGCAUUCGAUGAUGACAUGCAUUUUUUUUCACGCUAGACUGUUGUUGUUUUUCAAAACACCUUGAAUUUUCUGAUCACUUUGUCUUCAUAUUGUAAAUGAAAUAAGAAACAUAAUUUUUAGACUGUAAGAAAGGUUUUUAAUACCUUCUGCUUGAUUCCACACUACAAUAUGGCCUAUACAAAUCACAUAUUUAUUCUGGUAUAGGAGCACGACUAUGAAAUAGUACAAAAACUCACGUCUAGUUAUGCUUUUUCUAUAGUUUGGAGAAUAUUUUAUAGCUUUUUGUACUUGCUGUGAACUGCCUUAUCGUUAGGAUUAUGGCAUGGACAGCUUUAUAUUUAAUACUUUUGGUGUUCAAAGGUCUUUUAAUAUUGUAAUUUAAUAAUAACAUCAGUUGUCAUUGUUCUUGUGGUCUCGCUCCAACUGUCCGCAUAAUCAGUUGGUUUUUGAGCUAUGGCUGUAUGUGAUCACAAGAAAGCGCUUUUUAAAUAUGAUCUCUAUUGAGAUAUCAUUUGCUAUUGCCAGCUAUGAUAUACAUCACAUUUUUUGCUGUUAUACUAUCUAGCAGCUCAACUGUAUAUUUGCUAUUGUUACGUUUACAUUUUGUACACCAACUAUCAUUAAUUACUAAAUUAUAGUUGAUUGCGUGUUCUGCACUUUAAUUCAGUUCUGUUCGAUAGCUUGAUCAUACUUCUCUAUUGUGAGACGACCAUCAAGUACUUUUCACAAUUCAUUUUUUAUUCAUUUUAGUUUGACAUUUGAUGCUAGCUUUAAUUUAUUUCAAUUGUGAGUUUUCACUAACAUGUUUUAUAUGUUGUAGAAUAAAAAUAAAAAAAAUAUGCAAAGAAAAUACGCAAAAAGCUUGUAAGCUUUAGCACACUGUUUGCAGUUUUAUCAUAUAAGGAAAUAAAGUUGCAUGUCAACCCCA
Nematostella vectensis (starlet sea anemone) is the source of this 3120-nucleotide messenger RNA. RefSeq names its product cytoplasmic polyadenylation element-binding protein 1. The transcript has 12 exons. Bases 178 to 1671 code for a protein of 497 amino acids. Gene Ontology annotation, biological process: negative regulation of cytoplasmic translation. Gene Ontology annotation, cellular component: synapse; neuron projection; nucleus. Lineage: Eukaryota; Metazoa; Cnidaria; Anthozoa; Actiniaria; Edwardsiidae. Gene Ontology annotation, molecular function: mRNA 3'-UTR binding; ribosome binding; translation factor activity, RNA binding. The record is from RefSeq and is a predicted model, not a curated record.